Messenger RNA from Dentiscutata erythropus, 1209 nucleotides. Lineage: Eukaryota; Fungi; Glomeromycota; Glomeromycetes; Diversisporales; Gigasporaceae. The record is from the annotation of a GenBank genome assembly.
AUGGAUGAUUCUAACAGAGUAACUACAUUAAGUGAUCCAUUGACAUUGGAAAACUCAAAGGAAACCGAUCAUGGAGUAUUAAUCCUCCGUAUUCUGAUGAGUGGUAUGAUAAAAUCAUACCAAAGUCUCUUAAAUCCAGAACAUAAUCAAAGGAAACAAAUUCCUUGUUUUGAUUUUGAAUUGUUUAAAAAACAACUUGAUGAAAAAGUAAAAAAGCUUAGAAAAGAAAAACAAUCCGGUGACGUCAAACUUGUUGUUAAACAAAUAAUUGGAAUUCUGACUAAAAAACGUUAUAGGAGAGGACCAUCAAAACACUUUGAAGUUGCAAGAGACGAUUAUGAAAAUCGAUUAAGUAAAGCAAUUACCAAUAAUGAAAAAUUGCUUUUAGCUUUACCAUCCUUUCCCGUUAAAUGCUGGAAUGCACUUAAAGUUGAAAGGAGAAUGCCUGAUCUUGCUGAACUAAACUGUUUAGGUCGUCUAUACUUAUUGUGCAAGGAAAUAGAAACAGUUUAUGAACCAGGCGCAAAAGUAAUUUUAAUUGCCGACGGACCAAUUUAUGCGGACAUUUUUAAUGAGCCUUUGAGUAUCGCUAUUCAAUAUAAAGAAGAAGUAAUAAAUUUUAUAAAAAAGUUAGAUUUGGAACCAUAUAUAAUUAUGCAUGAUAUGGUAGAUCUAAUUUCAAAAUAUUCAACUGAAUUUGCCGAGGCUAAAAAAAUUUCGACAAUACAAGUCGAAACUUUUUGGCAUGAAAAUCCUGAUAAUAAACAUAGAAAGAUGUUAUUGGAGAAUACUAUGACAAAUAUUAACGUGGAAAAGUAUUCAAAAGAUUUGCUACGUUCUAUAUUUUUUGAUACCAAAUACAAUGGAGAUAUUUCAGAAUUACAAAUUGUUAAAGACGAGAUCACCAAGCAAACCGAAAUUAGUGCCUUGAAGUAUGCGAUAUUGCUUCAGGCCAUUAAUUCUAUGGAACUUGUAAAGAAAUGUUAUCCCGGCUGUAUAAGGGUAACAUGUCACCCUAAAGCGGGGCAAUUAGGUUUACAUUUAGUAUCUCCAAAAAGUUGUUUUAAUUUUCCUUGGAAUGGAGUAGGAGUUAAAAAGAAAAAUGGCGAGAUAAGCGUCUCCCUUGAGGAUGAAGUGCGAAGAGACCAAAGAUAUGUUGCUGUUUAUAUAGAAGGGGAAGAAUUCCCCUUCUAUUAUGAAGAACAAUAA